GUUUGGAUAAAAAACGUAAUCCGCUUCACUUGUGUUUCGGUAAAUAACCUAAUCCCCUUUUUCUCUCCGCCGUUUUACUCUCCGCCGUAUUCCUCUCCGCCGUAAUCUCUCCGCCGUAUUCCUCUCCGCCGUAUUCCUCUCCGCCGUAUUCCUCUCCGCCGUAUUCCUCUCCGCCGUAUUCCUCUCCGUUUUCGGCUUGCCGUGUUUAGAGCUUUGGGCACAACAAUGUUCACAGAAUCAGAUAUGGGGAAGAAUCUCAUUUUUGAGGACAUAAAGGCGAAGAUAGGAUCUGUGGUAACAAAUCUCACCCGUUUUUUGGAAGGGGAUAAUGAGGAUAAAACCCUUCUCAAUGAGGAUAAAACGCUUCGCAAGACUAUUUCAAAGAUGUGUCCCUCUUUGCGAUGUCAUCUUUGCUUCUACUAUGAACGCAUUUACAGAACAUAUUAUAGAGAAACUGUCUUACCAAGUUUAAAGAACACGCACGGAAAAGAGUUGCUUGAGAAGCUUUACCAGAGGAUGAUUAAUCACAAAAUCAUGGUAUCGUCGCUGUCAGAGAUUUUCGAAGAUCUCAACAAGUUUCUUGCUGACGGGUCUUACAUGCGUUCAAAAAAAAUGUCCCGAAGCUUGCCUCUUCAAGUACUCCGUGACAGACGAAACCGUGGAACAGUUAUCCAGAACUUUGAAGACCUUGCAAUGUUUUCCUUUCGAGAGUAUCUUUUAUUAGAGAUAAACCCCGAGUCCAGAGUUGCUGUUGUGAACAUGAUUAUGGAAGAACGCGAGGGCGUUGCGAUUGACAGCGAUCUACUGAAAAAAGUGCUAGAUAUCUACAUGCAGAGUGGGAUAGGAACUGUACAAGUAUACGAAGAGCAUUUUGAAGACUUCUUUCUUCAACAAACAGCUUCUUACUAUUCUCAUAAAGCCUCAAGCUGGAUCCAAGAGUAUUCUUGCCCUGAAUACAUGAUGAAGUGUGAGGAGUCUUUAGAGAAGGAGAAGGAGAGAGUCACUCGCUACCUUCAUUCAAGCACUGAGCCAAAGCUAGUUGAGAUCAUGCAGAAUCAGUUGUUGUUUUUGGGUGCAAAGCAGUUUCUAGACAAAGGGCAGUCAGGUUGCGGGGCAUUGCUAAGAGAUGACAAGAAAGAUGAUCUCUCCAGGAUGUACAGGCUUUAUCAUGCUAUUCCUCAAGUGUUGGAACCUGUUGCAGACGUCUUCAGGCUUCAUAUUGCUACAGAAGGGAGCGUACUUAUCAAAGAAGCUGAAGACUCGGCUACUAGUGGUAUCGUGGAGGAACAGGUUCUUGUCAGAAAGAUAAUUGACUUGCACGAUAAGUACAUGGCCUAUGUCACGGACUGCUUUCAGAACCACACAUUAUUCCAUAAGGCGUUGAAAGAAGCCUUUGAAAUCUUUUGUAACAAGAAAGUUGCUGGAAAGCCAAGUGCAGAGUUACUUGCAACGUUUCUUUACAAUCUUUUCAAAAAGGCAGCCAAUGACAAGUCGAAUGAUGACUCUGCACUCGAGUCUACAAUCUACAAUGUUGUAAAGUUGAUUGUCUAUAUAAGUGACAGGGAUCUUUUCGCCGAGUUAUAUAGGAAGAAGCUAGCCCGUUGGCUCUUAUCUGGUCAAAGUGGUGGUGGCGGGCAUGAAAUGCUAAUUUUAAAGCUCAAAAAACAAUUCGGUAAUCUGUUUACUAAAAAGAUGGAGACCAUGGUCAAUGAUAUGGAAUUGACAAAAGAUAUUCAAAGACUCUACAUGGGAGUUGCAAAACCGGAAGUUGAUUUUACUGCCACUGUUCUCACCUUGUCUUCUUGGCCAAGUUACAAGACAUCACCAGAACCCAAUCUACCAGUCGAAAUGGUCAAGUGUACUAAGGCUUUCGAUCCCUUUUAUAAAAGUAUAACCAAAUCGAGGAAGCUUAACUGGGCUUACUCUCUGGGAAAAUGUCAUGUUACUGGAAGAUUCGAUGCAGGAUCAAUCGAAUUGGUCGUGUCUACCUACCAGGCUGCUGUUCUUUGUGUUUUCAACAACGCAGAGAGAUUAACUUUCAACGAGAUAAUUGAGCAAGUAAAGCUUGACCAUGAAGAUCUUGCAAGGGUGCUUCAUUCACUCUCAUGCGCAGAUUACAAGAUUCUUAAAAAGGAGCCAGCCUCAAAGACCAUCUCUAAAACUGAUUCGUUCGAGUUCAACUCCAAGUUCACCAAUAAGAAGCAGAGAAUCAAGGUCCCUCUUCCUACACUGGAUGAACCGCUAAUCGAUAAAGUUGUCGAUGAAGUUGUUAAAGAUAGACCCAGUGCGAUUGAAGCUUGUCUUGUGAAGAUCAUGAAGGAAAAGAAAGUGUUGCAGUUUAGACAGCUAAUCGCUGAGUGUGUUGAGCGGCUUAGCCAUUUGUUCAAGCCUGAGAUAAAGCAGAUCAAGAAACGUAUUGAGAAACUGAUGGAAAAGGAUUAUUUGAUUAGGGAUAUCGACGAUGCCAACUCUUUCAAAUACGUUGCUUAGGUAAACGAGUAUCUUGCGUACAUGAGCAAGAAGGUGGUUUUUUUUUUGUAACACGCAAGAAGGUGGUUAUAUAGUUUGCUUCUGACAUAACAUGUUACAAAAAAUAUAGUCAGUUUUGUUAUAAUAUGUGGAUGAAACGGAUAGAAAGAAAAAAUUGCUAUACAAAAGCGUAAAUUUGGUAACAUCUU
Messenger RNA from Brassica napus (rape), 2678 nucleotides. Its product is annotated as cullin-1-like. Bases 226 to 2490 code for a protein of 754 amino acids. The record is from RefSeq and is a predicted model, not a curated record. Gene Ontology annotation, molecular function: ubiquitin protein ligase binding. Lineage: Eukaryota; Viridiplantae; Streptophyta; Magnoliopsida; Brassicales; Brassicaceae. Gene Ontology annotation, biological process: protein ubiquitination; ubiquitin-dependent protein catabolic process. The transcript is spliced from 11 exons. Gene Ontology annotation, cellular component: cullin-RING ubiquitin ligase complex.